Molecule: messenger RNA, 1959 nt
Organism: Brassica rapa (field mustard)
Lineage: Eukaryota; Viridiplantae; Streptophyta; Magnoliopsida; Brassicales; Brassicaceae
Product: jacalin-related lectin 22
Molecular function (GO): carbohydrate binding
Source: RefSeq, a predicted model, not a curated record
ACAAUAUUUUAGGUUUGUAAACUUAUGCUUUUAAUCUCAUUAGUUUUUUUUGUAUAUAAUAGUACUUUUGUAUUCAUUUGCAAACAUGAAACAAAGCCUCUCAUUUUUAUAUGAAAGCUCUAUUUCUGUUCUUGCUUGAGAGAGUGGGUAUUUUAGUGUACGUGAUGGGGUAUCCGAUCCAAACAGUAAGAAAGUAAUAUGUUUUCAGGUCGCUGCGUGGAGCUCUUGUGUUUGCAUGAUAUUAUAAAAUAUACAUAUAUAUCGCCAUUGAUUUUAAUAAACCGAUAAUAUAUAUAUAUCAAAAAGCAUUUGAUGAGUACCAAUAUAUAGUGACAUACAUACUAUUUUACUAUCAUUAAGUGUAAAUUAAUAUGAUGGAUACGUAAAAGGAAAAAAAAAUAGUACAUUUUGUAAUUUUAUAGGAUCUAUGGCGUGGAUGUACCGGAAGUUAGCAACAUGCGGUGGUGAAGGAGGAAGUGAAUGGGACGAUGAUGUAUACGAAGGUGUACGAAAAGUAUAUGUUGGGCAAGAUCUCUCACGUAUUACCUACAUCAAAUUCGACUACGUGAAGGUCGACGGUGAAGUAGUAACACGUGAAUAUGGGACAGAAAGUCAACACCCUAAAGAGUUUGAAGUUCAAUAUCCGGACGAACACAUCAUAUCGGUGGAGGGAAGCUACAAGAAAGUGGGUCUAUAUGCCACGGACGUGAUCACGUCUCUCGUCUUCAAGACCUCAAAGGGUAGAAAGUCUCCAAUGUUUGGUCCAAACUUGCUCGGACUUGUGACCGGUACAAAGUUUGGUUUUGAGGAUCAAGGAAAGAAGAUCGUAGGGUUUCAUGGACGGUCGGGUGAUGCUCUCGACGCUCUUGGAGUUUACUUUGUGCAUGACUCUCUCAGCACGUCGUUGUCUCCUCUUUAUAAGCUGGAUGCUCAAGGUGGUACAGAGGGACUUGUUUGGGAUGAUGGCUCUUACGAUGCCGUUAAAACGCUGCGAAUAUGUCAAGAUGAUUGUCGUAUUACUUAUUUAGAGUUCGAGUACGAGAAAGCUGGGAAGUCGGAGAUAUUUCAACAUGGGGUGAAAGGAGGAACACCAUCCGAGUUUGUGCUUGAUUACCCGGAUGAAUACAUCAAAACGGUGGAAGCAACCUAUGAUAAGCCAAAACUUUUUCAAAAUACCGUCAUCACGUCACUUACCUUCCAAACAUCAAAGGGUAGAACAUCAUUCUUUGGGUAUAAAGUAGAUAAGAAGUUUGUCCUUGAGCAAAAGGAUCGUCGACUUGUUGGAUUCCAUGGGAAAGAAGGUGACGCUAUUGAUGCUCUAGGAGCAUAUUUUGCACCUAUUCCUGCUCCAACACCUUUGAUUCCAGCCAAGAAACUACCAUCCGUAGGCGGCAACGGAGGAGUUACAUGGGAUGAUGGUGUUUACGACGAUGUAAAGAAAAUAUACGUAGGACAAGGUAACGAUGGUGUAUCCUUUGUCAAGUUUGAGUACAUUAAAGGCACAAGUUUGGUUACUGGAGAUGAUCAUGGGAAGAUGACAUUACUUGGAGCUGAAGAGUUUGUUCUUGAGGAUGGUGAAUAUCUCACGGCCUUGGUAGGCUACUACGAUAAGAUAUUCGGAGUGGAGGAGCCAGUAAUUAUCUCACUUCAGUUCAAGACGAACAAAAGGGAGUCAAGUCAGUUUGGAAUGGAUUCCGGUGAGAAGUUCACUUUUGGGGAGAAUGGCCACAAGAUCGUCGGGUUCCAUGGACAAGCUAGUGAUGUUAUCCACAGUGUUGGAGUCACUGUUGUACCCAUCACUACCGAAUGAAAAAAAGCUGGAUAUUAUUAAUAAUAAAACCAGCCAGUCAUGUGGGUUGAAUAAAACUUUUAAUAAGCUACUGUGUGUUCUCUUUAUUUUGCCACGGUCGAAGUUAUUUAUUAUAUUCAGAAAAAAUUGCAAGACGUUUUGUUUUGUUU